Messenger RNA from Colletotrichum aenigma, 816 nucleotides. It is a transcript of the gene Ammecr1l, whose product is annotated as AMMECR1-like protein. The record is from RefSeq and is a predicted model, not a curated record. The transcript has a single exon. The coding region runs from base 1 to 816 and encodes 271 amino acids. Lineage: Eukaryota; Fungi; Ascomycota; Sordariomycetes; Glomerellales; Glomerellaceae.
AUGGCGACUGUGGGACACUGCCUGUACUGCUUCGAGGCGCUGGCUUCGCACCUGGAAAAGCGGCGGGGUAUUUCCCUCAAAGAGAUCCAGCAAUCAUGGCCCGAGUACGCAAAGACCCUGUCGUCCGGCCUCGGUGACGGCAAGGAUGCCUCCAAGAAGCUCCUCCCGGCCCUCCAACGCCUCGCCGAGCCCGCCAGCGACUCAAACUCCGCCUCCUCCGGCUCCAGCCUUUCGCUGCCGGCCGAGACCCCCGAGACAUCCGUUGACUCCCUCGCCGAUGCCGACGACGAUGUCAUCACCGAGUCCCCGCUCUUCGUCACCUGGAACACCGUCUCACCACGCUCGGGCCACCGCUCGCUGCGGGGAUGCAUCGGCACCUUUGAGCCGCAGGAGCUCGAGGACGGCCUGUCGAGCUACAGCUUGACGUCGGCGCUGCACGACAUGCGAUUCCCGCCCGUCGAGACGUCGGAGCUGCCCUCGCUCGAGGUCGCCGUGACCCUGCUGACCGACUUUGAGGACGCUGACGACGCCAUGGACUGGACGCUCGGUGUGCAUGGCCUGCGCAUCAGCUUCUUCUACCACGGCAAGCGGUACGGCGCGACCUACCUCCCUGACGUCGCCGUCGAGCAGGAGUGGACCAAGGAGGAGACGCUCGUGAGCCUCAUGCGCAAGGCCGGCUGGAUGGGCCGCAAGGAUAAGUGGCAGGAGGUCGAGCUCAAGGUCGUGCGAUACCAGGGCAAGAAGGAGUCGCUGGAAUAUGCCGAAUACAAGAAGUGGUACGACUGGUACAAGAACAACAAGACCAAGUCCGGCUGA